Messenger RNA from Theobroma umbraticum, 1711 nucleotides. Its product is annotated as WAT1-related protein At1g43650-like. Gene Ontology annotation, cellular component: membrane. The record is from RefSeq and is a predicted model, not a curated record. Gene Ontology annotation, molecular function: transmembrane transporter activity. NCBI's taxonomy places the organism in Eukaryota, Viridiplantae, Streptophyta, Magnoliopsida, Malvales, Malvaceae.
AAGCGUUAAGUAAACGAGUGCUUAGGCAGAGCCAUAUAUAGGAGGGCAAUUAAGAUGUCUAAACAAAUAAAUGCUGCUAUUAUAGUACGGUAGUAUUUAGGAAAUGCCCAUGCAGACUUGCCAGAAAAGAGUUUAUCAGUAUGCCAAUCUCUGACGCAGAAUUCCCUGACUCCCCGAAUAUAUGGCAUGGCAUCUGUAAGAAGCUCUAGCCCAUUGGAUUUUCCAAUGCUCCCCGCAUUUAUUUCUCCUCUAAGACCCUUUUGACUCUUCUAUGUUUAUUGGGAAUCAGAGAAAUACAUAUUCAGCAGAACAGACAGGCAACAGCCGUUUCCGAUCUCUUUUUUCAUGUAAUUUUAGCCAUAUCCCUCUCUCUCACUCGCUUUACAGAGAAGUUAGAAGAUUAUUUGUCGUUUAAAGAGAAUGGCCGUAAUGGGAACACUGAGGAAAUGGUUGGGGUGGUCACAGAUGGUAGCGAGCAUGUUGGCGGUCCAAGUCUUUGCAACAGGGCAGCAGCUGCUUUCUAAAGUCAUACUGAGUCAAGGAACCUUCAUCUUUGCACUCAUGGCCUAUCGACAUAUAGUCGCUGCUCUUUGUGUUGCUCCUUUUGCUUUCUUCCUGGAAAGAGAUAAUACAAAGAAGCUGACCUGGUCGGCUUGGUUCUGGCUCUUCAUCAAUGCCUUGACAGGGAUAACAGCGGCCAUGGGACUGUUCUAUUACGGUCUUCGAGACACCACAGCUACGUAUUCCACCAACUUCCUCAACAUAAUUCCAAUAGUCACCUUCGUUUUCUCCAUCGUUUUCCGAAUAGAGAAGCUAGGACUAGGCACCAGAGCAGGCAAAAUUAAGAUUGUGGGUGCAAUUUUGUGCGUGGGAGGUGCGCUGACAACUAGUCUCUAUAAGGGAAAAGCAUUCUAUCUCGUUCAUGAUCAUAAUUUUCACAGACCUGCUGCCAUGGACGUAUCCAAGUCUCACUGGACUCGUGGAACUUUCAUGCUUGUUGGUAGUUGCUUGUGCUACGCUACUUGGUAUAUAUUGCAGGUCAAGUUGCUCAAAGUAUUUCCAUCAAAAUACCGGGCAACGCUGAUAACAUGCAUCAUGGCGUCCAUACAAUCAGCAGCAUUAGGCCUGUGCUUAGACAGGCGCAAGGCUGCAUGGAGAUUAGAGUGGAACUUGCAGCUAGUUACCAUAGUUUACUCGGGAGCACUAAGUACCGCUGCAACAUUCUGCUUACUUGCAUUUUCGAUUGCUAAGCGAGGCCCCACUUACGCCCCUAUGUUCAACCCGCUGGCCCUAAUAUUUGUUGCCAUAUCAGAAUCUUUAGUACUUGGUGAAAAGAUAAGACUGGGAAUCGUGCUUGGCACGGUUAUGAUAAUAUUUGGACUGUACUCGUUUUUGUGGGGAAGAAGGAAGGAAACAAAAUGCUUGCCUCAGCCAGAUGCAGGAGCUGAAGAAUUGGCGAAAACAGGUCCUGAAUUUGGAGAGAUGCAGUUGAAGACCAUGGUAAUACAAACUAAUACUUCGCCUGUUAAAAGCGUCUAUGCUAUGGAAGAAGGAGCACUAAAAGAUACUGUAAAACGCUGAAGUCAGUACGAACCCAUUUUUGUGAAGGGUCGACUAAACAAGAAAAUGUAACCAACCCACCUUCUUAAGAAACUAGGCUCUUGAUUCUAGAAAUUUGACAAAUAAAUUCAAGGGUUCUCUUUUAAAUCAA